This is a messenger RNA of Phialemonium atrogriseum, 1564 nucleotides long. RefSeq lists its product as uncharacterized. The transcript has a single exon. The record is from RefSeq and is a predicted model, not a curated record. Bases 121 to 1131 code for a protein of 336 amino acids. Lineage: Eukaryota; Fungi; Ascomycota; Sordariomycetes; Cephalothecales; Cephalothecaceae.
UGCCCAGCGCUUGCAGGGACUAGGUCGGCUUGUUACGCAACUAUAAAUCUCGCUCUACCUUCCCACCCCACCUCGCCUCGCCUCACCUCACCUACUCGCUCCGAGAGGCCAGUAACAACCAUGUUAUCCGAGAGCGCCACUGCCUCUGUCCCCUUCGGGCCCAUCCCCGAAGAGGUAGCGAACCCCAGCUACCCCUCCGACCCUGCGCGUCAGUCUUUCGAGCGAUCACGUCCUGCUCGGCGGGAUCUCCAGUAUCUACAGACCAUGCGGCACAACAGCUACGCUUCCAACGUCUGGGGCUUUACCAUAUACCGCGCCGUCUUCGGCCCCGGCUCCGACGAGCGGUUUGCCGCGGGGCUAGCCCGCCUAGAGGCCUGGGUGCGCUUCAGUGUCCGGCAGUCGCGCUACAACCUUGCGAGCGAGCGGGCUUGGAAGAGGGUGCCGCAGUACAUGCCGCAGCCGGGAGACCGUGACGGGACCGAUGACCUAGCCGAGAGAUUGUGGAAUGAGGUCGUGGAGGACUACCCGGACAAGCUCGCCGUUCGCUCUGCCCCCGAGGGAGAAGAAGGGAGCGAGGAUUUCAGUCCCGUGGGUCGCGCUUUCGUCGCGUGGGUCAAAGGUCUCAACGUCGACACUUCGGGCCUCAACGUGCGCUACGACCACUGCCUGGUCCUUGACGAUGCUGCGCUGCGUUCUCUUGAGGAUCUGCCUGCUGAAUUGCCAGAGAUUAGGCCAAGACCCACGACUUACCCCGAGAGGUCCCAGUUCAAUAGAUUCCUGAGGAAUGCUUGGGUGUGGCUAUUGGACCGGGAAGAGAUGGAGUACCGCGAUCCAGACUCGCAGCGCGUGAAGCCGCUGAAGAAAGAGGACCAGCCGGACGCGCCGCCUUGGAUUCGCAUCCGGCUCAGCUUGCUAGACGACCUUUGGUUUCGCAGACCGCAGGGACAGACGCCAAGUCCCUGGUCCUGCUGCAUCGAAGAGGAUCGAGAUAAGUGGGAUCGCGUGUUCUGGUGGAAUUCGUCAGCGUCGACCCUCAACCAAGGGAGGAGGGGAGCUCGUGAGGACGCGGCCCGCAAGGCAGCGGCAGGAUCCCCAUGGAAUCCAGAACGGGACGGCCCCAGCUACUUUUAACACACGAGGCUUUUGGGAUCCUAUCUACUAGCUAGGUAGGUAAGGGAGGGGGCAGAUGGUUUCAAAGUUAAGGCUGUUGUCGGUUCCUGCCAUAGACCCCGUAGCAACUUAGAAACUAUUGUUGGACAAUUAUCUUAAGAGCUGUCGGCGAUACUAUUUACAAGUGGUUGCUAUUGGUUGUUGUUGUUGUGUAAUUCUUGCUGUUGCUGCUAUUGCUGCCAUUGUUGUGGCCGCUGUCGCUGCUGUUGCGGCCACUGCUGUUGCUGUCGCUCAGGGGGUUGUAAUUACUGCAUAGUAGAAAGGAUGUGCAGAUUGGCAACUAUGCAGUAAUAGGGUGAAUAUAUGUCGAGAGCCGGAGCCCUCGACGAAUAGCCUUCAAUGCAUCUACUUUGGAGUUCCCGAUCUUUUUGUGACUGGGGAACAGCGGGUGGGA